AACAACUAGUAUUUAAAACUAAAGGAAAAAAAUAAAAUAACACACAAAAUAUAAAGCAAAUACACUUUCAAAUAUCAAUGCCAUAAAAAAAUACUGUUUCCAUCACACUUAAAGGACACACAGACACACCUAUACUAUUUCUCAACCCCAUACAGGCACAAUCAGUCCCUCUUGCACACAUGUACACACUGACUAUCCCUCACACACAGAAUUACACACCCAGACUGUCUCUGCCUCUCUUGUCACUCUCAUAUUCCAAUGUGGGACAGGUGGAUCUUCCUCCAGCCUGAUACCUAGCGUGAGGGCAUUUUACACUGGAAAUCCCAUUGCACUUUUGCUGUGUAUCCUACACUCCGUCUCAGAUCAGAAAGCUAUGUGUACCAGAGAAGACCAUAGGCAAGAAUGAAGAGGCGUAGAAUUCUACACCGCAUUCUAACUCUGGUUGUGUGUGCAUUUUUCCUUCUUGGAAUUUUUAAGCUUCUGCAAAGCGACCCAGACACCACUUAUGUUUUGCAUCCAAACCUAUUGAUUUCACAAUCUGUCCGCAGCAGGAGCUUCAUCACAAAGGAGCUUCAUGGAGAAAUUAACUGCACAUCCAUAUAUGAGCUGGAGCCAGUUGAAAUUGGGAAAAGUUUAGCAAUACGGAGAAAGAACAUUGUAGACAUUAAAGAUGAGGACGUUGUUGCAAUGACAGAUGACUGUGAGGCUUAUAAAUAUCAAAGACAGUUUGACCUGAAACCACUUUCAUCAGAAGAGAAAGAUUUUCCCAUAGCCUACUCUUUGGUCGUUCAUAAGGACGCUAUCAGCGUGGAAAGACUUCUUCAUACAAUCUACAAUCCAGUGAACAUUUAUUGCAUUCACUAUGACCAGAAAUCACUGCCGGCUUUUAAAAGGGCCAUGGCGAAUCUGGCCAAAUGCCUCCCCAAUGUAUUUAUCGCCUCCAAACUUGAAAGUGUAAUCUAUGCUCAUGUUACCAGGCUGCAAGCAGAUUUGAAUUGUCUAUCGGACUUGCUGAAGUUCCCCGUGCAAUGGAAUUAUGUUAUUAAUUUGUGCGGACAAGACAUGCCAUUAAAGUCAAAUUAUGAGCUAGUGGCCGAACUGAAGAAGCUAAAUGGACGCAAUAUGCUUGAGACAUCUAGACCCUCCGACAUUAAAAAGCAACGCUAUAGUUUUCACCAUGAGGUACAGAAUGUGAAUUUUUAUUACCAACAGAUGCCUAUCAAAACUUCAGUUCCUAAAGAGCCCCCACCGGGCAAUCUCGAGAUCUUUAUUGGAAGUGCCUACUUUGUUUUAAGCCAUUCCUUUAUUAGUUAUAUUUUUGAUAGCCCCUUGGUUAAAGAGUUUAUAGCUUGGUCCGAAGACACCUAUUCCCCAGAUGAACAUUUCUGGGCGACCCUGGUACGUAUGCCAGGAGUCCCCGGUGAAAUCCCAAGGUCUCAGAAUCACGUGACGGACCUUGACAGUAAAACUCGACUAGUAAAGUGGUCUUAUCUUGAAGAAAACCUAUAUCCCCCAUGCACUGGAAUGCACAUCCGCAGUGUGUGUAUUUAUGGCGCCGGUGAACUGCGCUGGCUUAUGAAUUAUGGCCAUUGGUUUGCCAAUAAGUUUGACUCCAAAGUAGAUCCUAUUCUUAUAAAGUGCUUAAUUGAAAAACUUGAGGAAAAACAGAGAGAAUUGGUAAACAAGUCCUAGACAAACUGAUUUGGACAGUUCUUUAUUCUCUAUGUGCCACCAUCUCUGCCUGCUUUCAAACAAAGUGCAAUUUGUACCAAAGUCUCUUCUGUGUGCCAGGGUAAAGGUGAAUUGGACACAUGUCUGGUCACAGUUUUCAGUGCUAGAUGUUUUGAUAAACCUACACAAGGAAAUGCUGCUGCGCUGCUGUCAAUGACAAGCAAUUAUAGUGUUUAAUUUGCCUUUUUUUUAUCCAGAGCCAGGGAUGUACUGAAGGCCAGAACAUUGAUCACCUUCCAGAAGAAGGCUUGUUAAAACCAUUAAGAGUGUUUAUACCUAUAGAGGUACCUUUCUCCAUAGCCAGGGGCAUACUGAAGGCCACAACAUUGAUCAUGCAGUGAUACACCUCUCACUCUAAUUUUAUAGACGAAAGUUUUGUUAAAACCAUUAACAAGUGUUUUGUACCAUAGAGAGACCUUUUUUCCGGAGCCAGGGACUUUUUGAAGUAAAAACACCUGCCAAGGCCGGUAUUACAAAUUUCAAUUUUGUUCCUUAGCAUUAAAUGCUGCCCCGUGCCCAAGAUGCAAAGCAACUGUAAGCCACAGCAGGGUAUUACUCUAUGAAUUUGAUAUUUUGCUUGACCACUUGCAUUUGUUUAUAUAAGAAAUAAGGUGCCUUACAUUUAAAGGUCUGCUCCCUGGGGCCAUUGAUCAGGUCAUUCUGCAUUCUGAAUAAUCUUAACACUGGGAAAUGAUAAUACUAAUAAUACAGAAACCCCACAGGGCAGGUUAUUGCAGCAAAGAUUGUAUUGCCUGUACUAAUGUCAGAGGUAGAACAUACUUACACAACAAUAUAUACAUUCCAUUUAUCCAGUAGAUAAACACAUACUACUUCCGUCCAAGGAAGCUUGCCUUUAGUCAUGUAGCUGGCUUCUGUAGGCACAUAAACCUUUUCAUAUUUCUACCAGAAGACUAUAUAAACUCUAUACAAUGUUGGGAUUUUCUUGAUAUAAUUGUUAUAAAAGUGGCCCCUGGAUAUCAGGUUCUCUGGUGAGUCAUAGGAGGCCCAGUCCAACCCUCAUUGUAGUGUAUUUAUGAGCUGCUCCUGGCAUUGCAUUUACAGAACGUCCAUGUUUUUGUAUUGUCGCAAUCUCUCACCAAUUGUGUUGUUGGCUUCUGCACUCUCCCUCUUAUUCAGAAUGCCCAUAUAAUUCCUGUGUGUUGCCCACCCCUCCCUGGUCUUUGUUGAACUCCCUAAUCUUUAUCUUUACCCUGAGUGCAAUUUGAAGCUGGUGCGUAGUAACCUAUGCCCCAUUUAAUGGCUGGGUGUGCCUUUGGAUCAAGGGAGAAAGCUGAUUAGACUAAUACUGGAAAGAGUUCUAUGGUUUGUACAAAAGCAUAAAUAAUUCCAGCUUGUUCUGGGUGGUGGGAGAUAUAGUUUAAAAGCAGCCAGAUGGCUUAUCUUUGCAUCUGUACCUUUAAAGACAUAACAGGAAGGAUGCCAUUUAUAUAAGGGAAGCAGAUUGUAGUCGUCAGGAUAUGCCUCGUGCCAGAAGUUUACUGUUUGGUUGGUGUAUAUGACAUCGCUGAACAGUAUUUUACAGGGAUAUUGUGCUGUAUUUUUUGUAUGACUACUCACUAUUUGUUCUUUGGCCUUGACCCUAAAGCGGAAGUUUUGCGGCCUGGCUCCAGCAAUUCAUUGGACUGUGUGAUACAUUUGCCUUCUCCAAAAUUCUAAAGGGCUUAAAAGAUUCUAAUGUGGAUCCAACGUGGUAUUCUUAUACUUUUCUUCUGCUGAGCAGGAAGCUGUAAUACAGGAACAGCCUUGAUAUUGUGCCACUCUUACAGAAUCCCAUUUGCAAAAGACUAGGGCUAAUUAGAGAGUAAAUAAUGCAUAGUGCGUAUGCUUUUGGCCAAUUCAUAGUUUAAGAAUUCCUAUAGUAGAGUGGAUGGACUGGGCUCUUUAUGGGUGAUGCACCCUCUCCAUACUGGAGGAAAAUACUUUACUGUGACUGCUACAAUCACCUCCUCUGUUUUCACCCUUUGAGAAAUAUGUCCCAUGAGUUACCUCUGCCAGAAGGAAGUGUAAAUGUAAACACAGGCCAAUCUUGUAUGCUUUCCCUCUGAUGGGCAAAAUGGGCUGAGAGAGUACAAGGGGCCAUACAAAUUAUGACUGCCUCUCUCUGUUCCAAUCAUUGGUGCAGCUCCUCUUCACUUCCUCAACUGCACCGUGCAUUGGCCAACAUCAGAAGAUGAAAUGUUCAAAAACUACCCAAUCAUCCCCAAAGUGAUUUAUAUCCAAUAAAUAAUCAGCAGGCCUCUACACAGUCACAGAUAAUCAUACAAUUUUAUCUAUACAUGCAUGAUCACUUUCAAGCACCCAGGCCUGGUGCUUUGCUUGGGCAAUUUUUAUUGACCAAAACUGUCACUGCCCAUAUAAUUGUGUUGGCAUUGGUUAAGGUUACCCAUUUAUGGGGGCGUGUAACCAGCACCACGGUAUCCCAGCCCGUGAAAAAAAAAACAUCACUUGUUUUAGUCUCUAUGGUUGAUUGUUUAUGGGAAAAAUGCAGCUUUGCAAUACAAUUUCAGCAGAUUACGGUGUGUGUGCCUCACAAAGUCUGUUUGCAGACUGGUGUAUAUACAUAGAGAAAGAUCAAUAAGCCAAAUCUGUAAAUGGAUGUGUAAAUACAACCAGAACAUUGCAGUGGUGACAACACAUUCAGCAGAUAUGUGUACAGAGAUGGGAGUGGUACUGACUAGAGAGGUGCAGAUAAGAAAGCAUUUUUGCAGGGGAGAGGCUACACCCUAUUACACUCUAUUAAUAGUAUCUUAAUAUGUGAUAUAUAUAUAUAGAGAGAGAGAGAGAGAGAGAGAGAGAGAGAGAGAGAGCAAAGAAA
Messenger RNA from Xenopus laevis (African clawed frog), 4567 nucleotides. It is a transcript of the gene gcnt4.L, whose product is annotated as beta-1,3-galactosyl-O-glycosyl-glycoprotein beta-1,6-N-acetylglucosaminyltransferase 4. Lineage: Eukaryota; Metazoa; Chordata; Amphibia; Anura; Pipidae. The record is from RefSeq and is a predicted model, not a curated record. The transcript has 2 exons. The coding region runs from base 403 to 1692 and encodes 429 amino acids.